Arabidopsis thaliana (thale cress) is the source of this 5585-nucleotide messenger RNA. RefSeq names its product PHD finger family protein. Gene Ontology annotation, cellular component: nucleus; chromatin. The transcript is spliced from 8 exons. The coding region runs from base 461 to 3799 and encodes 1112 amino acids. Lineage: Eukaryota; Viridiplantae; Streptophyta; Magnoliopsida; Brassicales; Brassicaceae. Gene Ontology annotation, molecular function: calcium ion binding. The record is from RefSeq and is marked reviewed.
CGGGUAACCCGCAUCCCGAGUUGAACUCAGUUUAACAAUUAGACCACAAAAAUCUGCCAUUAACUCAGAAGUGAGAAGUGUAGUAGAACCAUUCGACACGAUUGAAAAAGCUCAUCUUUUUUAUUUCUAUGUCUCUCUCUUUUGGUUACGUAAGCUCUCUGUCCAUAUGCUUCAUUGAUGGUGGUGGUUAUCAAAAUCUAGCAAGGUUUUAGCUUCAAUUCUGUCCAUAUGUUUAUCCAUUUCCAAGCUCAGACGUGAAAAGAUUUCAGAUUUAUCGCUGGAUCACGGCUUUGAUUUCUUUUGCUUCAGCUUUGAAUUUGAUUUCUUUUGCUUCAGAUUUAUCGGUGGAUCUUAGAUUUUGAUGUGGGUAUAUGGUUCGAUUUUAUAAAAAGAAGUUAGAUUUUUGGAAUCAUAGAAAGGGAUAAACGAGAAUUGAAAUCUGGGGAUUGAUUUGGAUCUGAUGGAAGGAAAGGUGGCUAAACCUAGAGGUAGACCAAGGAAACGCCCCAGACCAGAGGAUCUUAAUGGGGUAUCUAAUCGAGGGAAGAGGCCGGUUUUCGAGGUGAAAGUGGCUGUACCUAGAUCUCUUCUUGGUCGUUAUGUGUUGAAAGAUGUUGAUGACAGUGGAGUUUUUCUUGGGAAGAUAGUUUCUUACAAUACUGGGUUGUACAGAGUUGAAUAUGAGGAUGGUGAUUUUGAGGAUUUGGAAACUUGUUAUCUUCGCCAGUUAAUUAUUGGGGAUAGUUACUUUGAUGAUGAAUUACGUGCUAGAAGGAGUAAAUUAGACGACUUUAUUCUGAAGAAGGACGAAAAGAAGAAAACAGAUUGCCUGAAGAACAAAGGAGUUGAGGUGCCCACAUGUAAUAGCCCAAGUUCUGUGGCAGAAGUUGAAAGUGGUUAUUCAUCUUGUGGUUUGCCUGAGUGUGAAGAUGACAUAGAUCCAGAUUUCGAAAGUAUGUCUCCUCUUGUUCCACCAGUGGAGUUGCCUUCUUCAUCAGGAACAAUUGGUAUCCCUGAGGAGGCUGUGGUGUAUCUAUUAUCUGUAUAUGGGUUCUUAAGAUCAUUCAGUGUUCAGUUAUAUAUCUGCCCAUUUGGAUUGGAUGAUUUUGUGGGAGCUUUAAAUUUUUUAGGACCUAAUUCUUUGUUGGAUGCCGUUCAUGUUGCCUUGAUGCGGGCACUGAAAGGUCAUCUUGAGAGACUCUCCUCAGAAGGGUCUGAAGUGGCUUCAAAAUGCUUGAGGUGCAUUGAUUGGAGCUUGCUCGAUGCGCUAACUUGGCCUGUUUAUUUGGUUCAGUACUUUGCUGCCAUGGGACAUGCAAGUGGGCCUCUCUGGAGAUUUUUUAAUGAAUUUGUUGUGGAGAAAGAAUAUUGCUCGUCACCUGUAGUAAUGAAGUUGAAGAUCCUGCAAAUUCUGUGUGAUGACGUCUUUGAUGUAGCAGAUUUAAGAGCUGAAAUUGAUAACAGAGAAGAAUCUGAAGUUGGAUUUGAUACUGAUGGAGUAACUGCUGAACUUCCUGAAAAUGGACCUAGAAGGGUCCACCCCAGAUUUGCUAAAACCUCAGCUUCCAAGGAGAAAGAGCUUAGUGAAUUUGUUGCAGUGAACCAUGGGAUAAGUUCAUUGAGCGACUCAAAAAAUUGGAGUUCAAGAUACACUGAUGGUGGUCCUAAUGGAGAUAGCCCAGAUCUGGAUGCAAACAGUGAUGAAUGUAGGCUCUGUGGCAUGGAUGGAACGUUGCUGUGUUGUGAUGGAUGCCCUUUAGCAUAUCAUUCAAGAUGCAUUGGUGUGGUCAAAAUGUAUAUACCAGAUGGGCCGUGGUAUUGUCCAGAAUGCACUAUAAAAAAAAUGGGGCCAACUGUUGUUUAUAAAACGUCACUCAGGGGAGCAGUGUAUUUUGGAGUGGAUCCACAUGGGCGACUCUUUUUGGGUACAUGCAAUCUCUUACUGGUGCUUAAAAUUAAUGUCCAUGCGGAUGCAGAUAUCAAAUAUUACAAUGUCACCGACAUUCCAAAAGUUGUCCUGGUACUUUUGUCUGCAACGAACCAUAGACUGGAAUAUCUGUAUAUAUGCAAAGCGAUCUCACAAUACUGGGAUCUGCCUGGAGGUGUGAUCUCUUAUCUGAGAACAGUGGAGACUGAUUUAUCUCACAUGCAAAAAGAAGGGGGCGACGAGGUGUCUGACAUAGGUGAGCCAGAUAGUGCAAAUAGUUCCAGUGGAAAUCUUAUUCAAAAUGCGGUUAGGCUCCACCCAUCUGCCUCAGGCUAUACUGGUGGUCCUGUUUUAGCAAGAUCAAGUGGAGCGCAAGAGAAGAAUUUGGUUGCAGUCAGUACACAGAAGGGUUUAUCAUUUAAACCUCAUUCUUACAUUAAUCAUUACACAAAUGGAGAAUUGGCUGCAUCAGCUGCUGCUACUUUGGCUAUCCUAAUGUCAGAGGAAACCCAUGAACCUGAUCUACACAAAUUUAGUAAUGCCAAGAAAGCUGCAUCAAGUAACAUCUUGCUACAGAUGAAAGCAUUUUCGAUAGUAGCCUCGAGUUUCUUCUGGCCAAGUCCUGAUAAGAAGGAAAUUACCAGAGAAAGGUGUGGAUGGUGUCAUUCUUGCAAACUCACAUCAGCAAGUAGGAGAGGAUGCAUGUUAAAUGCAGCUGUAACAGGGGCCACCAAGAGUGCUAUGAAAAUCUACAGUGGCCUUUUUCCUCUAAAGAACGGGGAGGGGGUACUUUCUAGGAUCGCAGCAUAUGCCCUAUAUCUCGAGGAAAGCUUACGUGGUCUCAUUGCGGGGCCAUUUCUUAGUGAGAGUCUUAGGUACCAGUGGCGUAAGAAGUUAGAGGAAGCUUCAACAUGCAAAGCGAUGAAAGCCCUCCUGCUUGAACUUGAGGAAAAUAUUUGCAGUAUUGCUCUGUCAAGCGACUGGCUUAAACUAAUGGACGAUUGGUUGAUAGAACUUUCUAUCUUUCAAAGCGCUCCAGUUACUGUUGGGGCCACACAGAAACGUAGACCUGGUAGGAGGAAGCAGAGGAACCAGGCUGAAAAUACGGCCCAAGGUUCUGAUGAUGAUAGCUUUACUUGGUGGCGAGGGGGGAAGUUAUCAAAAAUUAUACUCCUCAAGGCAGUCUUGUCGAAGCCUAAGAUAAAGAAAGCAGCUUGGCAAGGUGGUACGAAAAAGUUUCCUGAAUUUAAUUAUGGUGAUGGUUCUUACAUUCCUAAAAGAAGCAGGCGGUCUAUUUGGAAAGCCGCAGUUGAAAGUAGCAAAAACAUUUCUCAGCUUGCUCUUCAGGUUAGAUACCUGGAUAUGAAUAUAAGAUGGAGUGAACUUGUACGCCCAGAGCAAAACGUGCAAGAUGUUAAAGGUCCAGAGACAGAGGCCACUAUUUUCAGGAACGCUAGUAUUUGUGUCAAGAAGAUUAUAGAUAACAAGGUUAGAUACGGAGUUGUCUUUGGGAAUCAAAAGCAUCUUCCAUCCCGUGUCAUGAAGAAUGUCAUUGAAGUCGAGAAAUCUGAAGAUAGAAACGAAAAGUAUUGGUUUCAUGAAGCACGCGUUCCCUUAUAUUUGAUCAAAGAAUAUGAAGAAAGUUUGCAUAGGGUGGUACACAUACCUUUUAUCAAGAAGCCAUCAAGAAAAAUAUCAAAGCUCCAGAAAAGGCAACUAAAAGCUUCUCGAGCAAACAUAUUUUCUUAUCUAGCCUCUCGGAGGGACAACACGGAGAAGUGUUCUUGUGCAUCAUGCCAUCUCGAUGUUUUUUUGAGGUAUUAUUUUAGCUUUCUUCACCUUUCAAGAUGCUUCUUAAAAAAUCUGAUGUAGCUCAUUUAUUUGUGUUCCCGUCCUCUACAUGUCUAUAGGGAUUCAAUAACAUGCAGUACUUGCCAAGGUUUCUGUCACAAGGAAUGUACUAUGAGUUCACAACACACAACUGGGCAGUUGGAAAUUUUGGUAACCUGCAAACGGUGCUACCUUGCAAGAGCACGUUCACAAAUCAAUAUCAAUCACAGACAACCAACAACACCCAGUGUCCUGAUCAACGGUCAACUUCAAAAUGCAGCCACUUCAAACACGAAGACACAGAUUAAGCGUCUUAAUCAACAGUUACCAUCUUCCAAAACAGGCGACAAUGCUUCAGGAGUUAAACAAAUCACUCCGGAUUUCAAUUUGGCACCGAAAAGUAAACACAAGACAUUGUCUUGGGGAGUCAUAUGGAGGAAAAAGAACUUGGCAGACACAGGUGUUAGUUUCAGACAUGAAAAUGUUAUGUUGGCUGGACGAUCUGAUCAGCCGAAUCUGCAACCAGUUUGCUGGAUCUGCAAAUUGCCGUAUAAUCCUGGCCUAACAUAUAUUCACUGUACAAGUUGUGACAUGUGGUACCACAUCGAAGCGGUCAAGCUCGAGGAGUCAAAAAUUCCUGAAGUGGUUGGGUUCAAGUGUUGCAGAUGUCGUCGUAUACGAUCACCAGAUUGCCCUUACAUGGAUCCCAAACUCAAGGAACAGAAGCAGAUGAAACAAGUAUUCUUCAGGAGGCAGAAGCAUGGGCAAGGAAAUACCGGAAUUGAUUCGGAUUCCGAAAGAAUGUCUGAACCGAAAGACUCGUUGCCCUCUACUCCCUCAUUUCUCUCUGAAGAUACGUUUGUUCCAGAGGAUGAUCCUCUCUUGGUGUCAGUUUCAAAAGUCGAACAAAUUACACCAAAUAGUUUGGAUGUGGAAUGGAACGAGGAUGGUUGUGUGCCAGGACCACAGAAGCUACAAGUGAGGAGACCAGUAAAACGUGAAGACACGGACGGGAAUAAUAAUCUUUCUUAUACCGAGUUUACAAUGCAUCCCGAAUCAAUGCCUGUUGUGAAACCAGAAAUGGAGCCAACAUUUCCUGUCAUGGAAUGGGAUGCAUCUGGCAAUAGCAACAACAUGAAUGAAGGCGAGCUUAUGUUUGACUACGAAGACAUGGAAUUCGAACCUCAAACAUAUUUCUCGCUGACCGAGUUGCUCACAACAGAUGAUAGUGGCCAGUGCGAUGGAUAUGGAGAUGACAAGGAUGCUUCAGGAAUCACGGAUAACCCAAACCCUCAGGUUGAGGCAAUGGAACAGUGCACGUCAUUUCUCUAUGAAAAUACAAUUCCAUGUCAGAUAUGCAAGCAUGUGGAGCCAGGACCUGACCUCACAUGUCAGACUUGUAAUAUGACAAUACAUUCUCACUGUUCUCCAUGGGAGGAGGAAUCUACGUGCAUAGGAGGUAGCUGGAGAUGUGGUCGUUGCCGUGAGUGGCUGUAGCUGCCAACUUUUCUCCUGCCAAAGUUAAGGGGUUCCUCUCAAUUCUUUUUUGUUUUUAUAGGCUAGGCCCCAUCUGUGCUGCUAUGUUGGGGUUUUCAAUGAAAGCAAAGAAUAUGUGUUGUCGAUAGAAGAAGUAAAAUUAAAUUUGUAUGAAGAAUAAUUUGAUGUUCUCAUUGCAAUGGCAGAAGAUAAGCUCGUUUUGUUCUUGUUGCUGCAUAAGGAGUGUCUGAAUUCCUUUAAUGCGCUUUUUGCUUGGGAUUGAGAUUAUAUAUUUAUUCCUUGCGUCUUCUGUGUCUUUUGCAAAACCAAGUGUUGCGUGUGCAUGCUGAGU